CAAAGUAAAAUUUGACAAUUCGUUUUGCAUUCUGAUUUCUGAAGGCAGAUUAUACUUUAGCAAAAAGAGAAUUAUAUGGAAUGGAAAGUGGAAUAUUAGAGUAGUAUUGCGGUAAUAAAUAAAAAUGUUUACUCGUUCCAGAUUUUUCUUCACCAGGGCUCUUCCGCUGCGGGUCAGUACUAAUGUUUUUAAUGUGGAAUAUCAAAACAAUGCCCGGUUUCUGUACAGCAUAACAGCUACAAGGAGUCGCUCCACGACUCCUCUCAAUACUGUAGUUAUGUUUGUUCCGCAACAAGAGGCCUGGAUCGUGGAGCGUAUGGGUAAAUUUCAUAGGAUAUUGGAGCCGGGACUUAACCUGUUGUGGCCCAUAGUGGAUAAGAUUAAAUAUGUUCAAAGUUUAAAGGAAAUAGCCAUUGAUGUACCCAAACAGAGUGCCAUAACGUCAGACAAUGUAACACUGAGCAUUGACGGUGUGCUUUACCUUCGGAUUAUUGACCCAUACUUAGCAUCAUAUGGUGUGGAAGACCCUGAGUUUGCUAUCACUCAGCUAGCUCAAACUACUAUGCGUUCUGAGCUUGGUCAAAUAUCCCUAGACAAAGUGUUCAGGGAGAGAGAAUCUCUGAAUGUAGCCAUAGUGGAUGCCAUCAACAAGGCCAGCGAGGCUUGGGGCAUCACAUGCCUGCGUUAUGAAAUCCGGGAUAUAAAACUCCCAACACGAGUUCACGAAGCUAUGCAGAUGCAAGUUGAGGCCGAGCGGCGGAAAAGAGCUGCUAUUUUGGAGUCUGAGGGAGUACGAGCAGCUGACAUCAAUGUUGCUGAAGGCAAACGCCAAGCUAGGAUAUUGGCUUCAGAGGCUGAGAAGCAGGAGCAGAUAAACAAGGCGUCAGGAGAGGCGCAGGCGAUGCUCGCCGUGGCCGAGGCCCGCGCUCGCGGUCUCAAGCUGAUUGGAAGUGCUCUAGCUGACAAGGAUAGCAAGCAUGCAGCCUCCCUGACGCUGGCUGAGCAGUACGUGUCCGCCUUCAACAAGCUGGCGCGGACAAACAACACUUUGAUUCUGCCGGCGAAUGCGGGAGACGUCUCCAAUUUAGUAGCUCAGGCGAUGUCAAUAUACUCGACGGUUACAUCCCACAAUGCACAGAAAAAUCAAAACAUGCCAGAAGUGUCGGCCAUCUAUGAGGAGCCUCUAGUCAAAAUUAACGCGUUAACGGAAAAAGGUUCCACUCUGGCUGGACAGGCUAUGCCCGGUGAAGACGACAGCUUAGCGGAGUACUUCUCAGACGAUGAAGAAAGAGAAAAGGCUCUGCGGGCUCACAAAGAGAAGCGAGACUUCCAUACGCAACAGUUACAUAAGCUAGAAAAAGACACAUAGACCUCUUAAUUAUAGUAGUACCUCAUUGAAUAUUAAGGUAAUCUCUGCAUUUGAAAUGUAGCUAUGAAACUAUGUUGUGUAUUUUGGUGCAUUAAGGACUAUUUCUGAAUGAAAACUCAACUAUCCUGCAAUAAGACGCAUUUAUUUUCAUACAUUGUACAAUACAGUCAGUUCCCAUGUUGUAUGAACAUUGUUAUAAAAGUGAAUAAUGUACAGAUAUGCAAUAUUUUUGAAGGAAAUCAUAACUUAGUUGGUCAUCUUAAGUUAUUUAUUAUAAUAACUCUGUGAGAAAGUAAAAAUAAACCAUUAAAUAUCUUAAAAA
This is a messenger RNA of Trichoplusia ni (cabbage looper), 1691 nucleotides long. It is a transcript of the gene Stoml2, whose product is annotated as stomatin-like protein 2, mitochondrial. The transcript is spliced from 8 exons. Gene Ontology annotation, cellular component: membrane. Lineage: Eukaryota; Metazoa; Arthropoda; Insecta; Lepidoptera; Noctuidae. The record is from RefSeq and is a predicted model, not a curated record. Bases 125 to 1369 code for a protein of 414 amino acids.